Molecule: messenger RNA, 4093 nt
Organism: Phyllopteryx taeniolatus (common seadragon)
Lineage: Eukaryota; Metazoa; Chordata; Actinopteri; Syngnathiformes; Syngnathidae
Product: E3 ubiquitin/ISG15 ligase TRIM25-like
Exons: 9
Coding region: 13-1974 (653 amino acids)
Molecular function (GO): protein binding
Source: RefSeq, a predicted model, not a curated record
UGAUUUUGCCCAAUGGAAUGGAUGACACAGCGGAAGAGUUAUUUUAGUACAAUAUCUGCUCCCAAAGGUCCAGACCCGCCCCUCCCGAUCGGUCACAACAAACCCCGAGAGCGCACCCAAGAGUCGGACUCCAACGUAGAGCCGCUCCGGUGCCCUCCGGUGGCGAUGGCCCACCACGCCAACAUCUCGGUGACGGAGAGCCAGUUUCGUUGUCCCAUCUGCCUGGACGUCCUCCAGGACCCGGUGUCCAUCCCGUGCGGGCACACCUACUGCAUGGCGUGCAUCAACGGCUACUGGGACCAGGCCGAGCCGCCGGCGCACUUCAGCUGCCCGCAGUGCCGCGAGGCGUUCAGCCCUCGGCCGGUGCUCCGCCGGAACACCGUCCUGGCCGAGGUGGUGGCCAAGCUCAAGCCGAGAGAAGCCUUCGCGUCGGAGCUCCACGCGCCGGAGCAAUACGUGGGCGCCGCGGGCCAGGUGCCGUGCGACUUCUGCCCGCCGGAGAGCAAGCUGGCGGCGGCCAAGUCGUGCCUGGUGUGCCUGGCCUCCUUCUGCGAGGCUCAUGUGCUGCCACACCGGGAGGUGGGAACCUUGCGGCGGCACAAGCUGGUGGCCGCCGUAGAGUGUCCCGCCGAGCGGUUGUGCGCGCAGCACCGCCUCGGACUGCAGCCGCGAACCGGGGGCGACGAGCCGGAGGAGGCCGCGGUGGAGUGGAGCGGAGAAUGUCUGCUGUGUGAGGCGGACCGGAAGGAGGUGCACCCCGGCGAGGCUCAGAGGGCCCGGAGACAGGUUCAGCUUCAGGAGUCCCAGAGGACAGUACAGGGCAAAAUCCGAAGCUGUGAGCGAGCGCUGGAGGAGUUCCAGCAGAGUUUGGAGUCCCUCAAGGUGUCGGCUUCGGCCGUUUUGGAAGACAGCGAGGCGCUUUUUGCCGACAUGGCGAUACGACUGGAGAAGACCAAGGCAGAGGUCCGAGCGUGCGUGGAAGCUCGAGAGCGAGCUUUGGUCAGUCGUGCCGAGCGAGACGCCGAGACUCUACGGAAAGAUCUGGAUGAACUGAGGAGGCGAGACCAGGAGAUUGAACGACUUCUUCGGAUGGAAGACAACGAACACUUUCUGCAGGCAGCGCCGAUGCUGUGCCUUCCCGUCCCAGCCGCCGCCCGGCCCUCGGUCACGUCCGGCCCAAACGCGGAGGCCUUCAGUGGUGCCAGGAAGGCCCUGGGGAGACUACGCAGCCGCCUGGAGGAUGUCUGCCGAGAGGAGGUGGACUCAAUCAACAGGGCGGGUGUUGUAAACGUGACUGCGGAGAACUUCAAGCCACCACACUCACCUCGACACUCGCGACAAGACGACGCGCAGGCGUUUCCGUCGUCGUUCUCGCUCUCCUCGUUGCCUCUACAGCCGGCCGACCAAAGGAUGAGGGCGGUCUUCCUCAGGUUCUCCUGUCAUCUGUCCUUGGACCCGGACACGGCCCACCCCACCCUGGUCCUGUUCGACGGUGACCAGGGUGCCCACUGCGGUGAAGAGCUUCAGUCGUACCCGACUCACCCUCAGCGCUUCGACUCUGUGGCUCAGGUCCUGUGCCGCGAGGGCCAGUUUGGCGGCCCAAGUUACUGGGAGAUAGAAUGGCGAGGCGGCGGAUGGAUCGACAUCGGCGCCACGUACAGGCGGAUCGGACGCAAGGGAGGCGGAAAACCGUGCCUUCUGGGCCGCAACGAGAACUCUUGGAGACUCCGCUGUACGCACACCGGUUACGCCGUCUGGCACGACAACCGCAAGACUACCGUGGCCGCGCCGCCAUGCCCGCGUAUUGGCGUCUUCCUGGAGCGCCACAAGGGGGCGCUUUCCUUCUACAGCGUGUCUGACAGCGUGGUGCUGCUGCACACGUUCAGAUGUUCCUUCUCGCAGCCCAUCUACCCGGCCUUCCGCCUGGACCUGGACUCCACUCUCCUCUUCUGUCCUCAUCCUCCGGGACACUAAACAGCAAAGAUGUUCUCCUGCUGUAAUAAUCUAAUUCUUAUUUUCCAAAUUACAGUGACCCCUCAAAUAUUUGCGGAUUGGCAUGUCUAUUACAAAAAUAUUGCUUUGGCGCCAUCUGGUAGCAUCUUGUUACCAAGCAACUAUUUUGGACUGAGGGGGAGGAGUUUCAUUUAACCUAGUCUAAUAGAAAAAAAGUGCUUUGGCACCAUCUUGUGGAAUCUAUAGCCAAUAUCUUCUUCCGUGCCCCAUUAGGGGUUGCCACAGCAUGUCCCUGUUUAUCUUAAACAAAUAUAACUUUUUAAAAAUAAUAGUAUGACUUUUUUUUUUUUUUUUUUUUUUUUUCAAAACAUUACAAAUUAUUUUCUCAAUUAAAUCGUUUUUGUUUUUUUGUUAAUACGACUUUACUAUUAGUCUUUCCAUUGAGAAAAAAAUACGAAUUUAUUCUUGGAAUUUCAUGACUUUUAUCAAGGAAAAAAAUACAACAUAUUUUGGGCAAAAAAAUAGAAGUUUAUCUGAAAAAAAAAGGAUUAAAAUUAUUUUAUUUUAUUUUAUUUUUUUCCAUAAACCUGGACCUGACUUCCACCCUGCUGCUGUGCACCUUGGAGGCGCUGACUCCGCGGUAUCCAUGAUGCCUUUGACUCGAACAAGAGUCCAUGUUGAGUCCAACAAGAGCUCCAUUCAAGCGUGCUCCAAAUGAUGAAUACCUUCUGCUUUUUUUAUUUGUUUGUUUUUUUCCACGACAUUUACUCCAAAAGGAUGAUACUCACAUUCAAUGCUGGAGCCUAGCGUCCCCAUUCACAUCAUCGAUGUGUUAUCCGUUUCUUUUUUUCAGUUUAUCAUUAAAAAAAUAUAUUUGUGGUUAAAAAAAAAAGUAUUUUUUUUCUAUUUAAAAAAAGUCCGAUGUUUUUACGCCUUAUUCCCCAAAAUAAGAUUAUUAUUAUUUUAACACAAAAAAAACCCACAUCUAACUUCUAAUCUUGUGACAUUAUUCUUUUUAGACUGACUUUAAACCUCGGCAAAAAUGCAACUAAAUUCUCAUGAGAUUUCAACAUAUUUACUUUAGAAAAUACACGAUUUUUAUUUCUUUGGGGAAAAAAACAUGACUUUGUUACAUAAAAACAACUUAAUUCUCACAACAAUUAUGGCCUGUUUUCUCAAAUAAUUUUUUUCCCCCUUGUAAGAUUACAAACUUUCUGUGCCUUAAUUCUCAUAAGAGUGACUGUUCUAUUUUCUGGAGACUACUUUCUUGUAAUAUUACAACUUUAUUCUUGGAAGAAAAAAAAAUCACUUUUUUUCUCAUAAAAUCGUGACUUUUUACCCUCUAAAAUACAAAUUCAAUUUAUGUUAUUUUACAACCCCGCAAACAAAAUAAAUUAAAAAAACUUCUUUCUUCUGAAAAACAGUACUUCCCCCCCCCCCCCCUCAUAAAAUUGGGAUUUUUCUUAUUAUUUGGGAAUUUUAAAUCUUGAAAAUUACAACUUUAAUCUCAUAAAACUAUUUUUGGUUCCUUAAAAUAUCAUCUGUAUUGCCACAGUUGAAGCCGGAACCAAUUAUUUCUAUUUUCAUUACUUCCUACAGGAGAUUUAGUUUUAAAUGGAUUGUGCUGGACAUUACAGGUUCCACUGGUUAAAAUUUUAAAAAAUGUAAAAAAUGAUCAACAAGCUCAGGGACAUCUAACGCUCUGGACACUGAGAUCGUGUGAUCGCGCACGGAGUGACGCCUUACAACCCCAAAACUGGAACUUAAACUGUUUAUCAAGUCUAUAUAUGCAUGAUGAAAUAGAGAAAUAUGCAAUUAUUACUCACGCAACAUUAGCAUUUACAUUCACUAGCCACUUCAUUAGAUACACCAUCAAAUGAGAUCCAGUGCGAGAUGUUAUUAAUAAUGGUAACGUUUGAAAGGUAUUAAUUGAACAAUGUGUUGAUUAUUGUGCUUGUAGUUUGCAGUGGCCCAAGUUAGCAACGCUUGAAACACCGUGAAGUGCAUUACUUUAACUAUCCUGAACUACCUUAUUUUUUCUUCAUACUUUGCGUCACAUCUCCCAUGUGCUGUAAAGUUUGUUGUAUGUAUCAAUGUUGUUGACAGCUUACAAUAAUAAUGAUAAAAUGAUCCAAAGAUG